Molecule: messenger RNA, 6278 nt
Organism: Acanthoscelides obtectus
Lineage: Eukaryota; Metazoa; Arthropoda; Insecta; Coleoptera; Chrysomelidae
Source: the annotation of a GenBank genome assembly
CUCGUCUGUGGCCUCCAUGUUUCAGCUCUUACGCUUCAAACCCAAUUUCGUUGUUGAAUGGAGAGCAGCUCAGGUAAUCGGUGGCUGUUGGCACACAAAGAUAAGCAGUGCAGUGAUUUGCGCACUACUGCAAGUGGUAGAGUACGUAAAUGUGUCUCAUUUGGAAACAUACUAGAUCAAUCGUUUGUGGCUGUCACCUUGUUGGUAGUGAUCUAUCUACAAUGUUCAGUCCAAAAAGUCGAGUAAUGUAGGUACGCAACAAUACAUACGUGUGAAGUAUUGUAAAUGUGACAAUUUUUUGACCACAAUACAGAGAUUCCACAAAAACACUGUCUUUUUUCUUCUUCACACAUACAGAAAUACACGUCGCCUACGUACUGUGAAAGUAGCUGAGAGUCUGCAAAAAUCAAUGUGAUAUGUUUUAAAUACUCCUGUUGCUCGCGAUUAGUACAAAAAUGUACGAAAUUUGCAUGUUUAUAUUUGUUUUGUCAACUACUCAUAUUUCAUAUGGUUCGGAUCAGGUGUGGACUUCAUUCCAGAGGAAUGUCCAGAAAAGUAAUAGGGAAGAAUUGAUAGUAACAAAGGUAGAAGCUGAAGAAAAUUUCAUUUUUAACUCGACAGUCAAACAAUGGAAGAGUAUCGUAUCGGGUCCUACAUGCUAUUCUGUUGGUUUUGCUGGCAGUAAUAUCACUAUUCUAGUCAGUAUACUCAACUCCACCUUAAACGGUUUCAGUAUCCAUAAUUUUUCAAUAGAUUUAGGAAGGACACCAACCAAUAUUGAGCUUCUUAGCAUUCGUAUCAAUGGUAGAGCAGAAGCAGCUGUGAUAGCAUCAUUCUCAACCUCGCCUCAGCUAGUGUGGUCUUGGAUUAAAAAUAAUUCUGCGAGUUCAUUUUGGUCAUGGAAUACGGAGAAUAAGAAAGUUAACACCAUGAAAGUAUUCAAGAUUGGAGGUCAGCACACCAUAUCGUUCAUAUAUCAAGAUGGUAAUGAGACUCGGCUGAGCUUAUACGGGUUUAAUCUAACAAGAAAUGGAAUAGAGCCUAAUCGCUGGUUCAUACACUCCACCAUCUUAAUUGAACCUGCAAACUCUAUAGCCUUCAACCAGUUCCGAAAUGAAUACUACAUUUCUGUACCUCAGACGAAAUCAAACCUCGUACAAGUUUUCAAAUUCUCAAACAAUAUCCUUCACCCAUACAAAAGAAUACCAAGCAAUAAUGUAAAAAGUGUAACGUCGUUCGAGAUUGUCUUCAGAAGCUUCAUUGCCGUGGAUGGACAGUCAGCAGGAAUUUUGGAAUUCUUGGAAAGAGAUGUCAUCAGGUGGAAUGUGUCCAACAGCAAUCUCAAUGGUAUUCACUAUUGGUUACCUGUUCCUGUGGAUACUCUGAGAGAUGAAGUGAUUUUGUUUGCUGAGAGAGAAGUCGAUCAUGGGUCGCAUAAAUCGUUUGACAUUGAGAUUAUCACGUACAAUGGGGUUAAGUUUGAAGAGCAUGAAGAUGUACAAUGCCAUCACUUUGGCGAAAAGACAAAUAGGCUGGUCUGCCUCUCUGGAAUUGAAGGAAUGGUGGGCUCUAGCUACAUAGUUCUUGGGGAUAUAAUGGGUUUGAUUGUACCAAGGCCUCAGGAAAAGAAGGUUUUGUUAUUUUUCGUGAACACUGCUAUCAGGAAGAUAGAUAAUCCAAAGAUCAAAGAUUUGGAAUAUUACAAGAAAUUAAGAAAGGAGUUAGAAAAAAUCAUCAACGAAUCCGAAUUUCACUUGGCAGAAGUGAAAAAAUAUAAAUCAGUACAAGAGAAUAGAUCAAAGCUGCGAUACGCGAAUGUCAGAGAGAGUAUCGAACCUAAAAAUAUUUCUAACUACUCUAAAAUCCUUCAAGAGCUGUCUCGUGAAGUAGAAGCUGUGGCCAGUAAAGUAAAAGAGUUAAUUGAUAGAGAAAAUAGGACCCAUUAUGAAUCUAUUACUAUAAAUGGAUCAGCUGUAUUCCAAGGGCCAGCAACAUUCAGUGAAGCUGAACUAGAAAUUGUGAACGACGAGCCGGCAAACAAUUUACUCCAAGACAUUGUCAGGAAAGACAACAUUAGCGAGCCCCUAUCUAACAAAACGUUCACAAAUCUCGAAGCUAGCGAAGUUAAUUUCCAAAAGGUGAAUGAUGUUGAAGCAACUGAAAUUAUCUACCUGAACGACACCGCUCCGACAAUCAAUGGAAACCUAAUUUUUGAAGAGCCUGUCGAAACUGAAAAUAUUGUUAGUGCUUUGAGAGGAAAUAGCAGCGAAGGUGGUGAGGAGGGAAGCCGGAUAAUAUCCAAUAGAACACUGCAUUUUCCAGCAAACAUUACAGUAGAUUUUAUCAACGGUGUCAAUUUCACUGAAUUCACGCGCGGGUUGUGUUUGGUUAACGCUGAAUGCUACAUACCAGGAACGGUCAUAAUAAAUGGGAACAUUAGCUCCACGAACGCUGAAAUAUUCCAGCUAAAUGGGCUAAAAUUCCCAGAUGAGUAUAUGUUUGAUGGUGAUGGAACACAGGCAAAGAUUACAGGUCACAAAACGUUUGUAAAUACCUUAACUGCAAAUGAAGUUAGCGUUGUAGAGAAAAUAGACGGCGUGAAUCCCAAAGAAAUCAUAACGCUUUCCACUAAUCAACAUAUUCCUACAAAGCUAACUUUCCAGUCUCUUCAUGUCACAGAGAAGCUGAAUGUAACAGGAAGAAUUUUAGAUGAACAUGGACACACGUUUGCACAAAAACCAACUUUGCAACAUUCAAAUAUAUUGCAGGCUAACGUAAAUUUCAAAGAUCUCGAAGUAGAUGGAAAAAUAAUAGUUGGCGAACAUUUCAAUGGAAAAUCCUUUAAGGGAAUUCUUGAAGAUAUUGUUUAUCAGGAUAAGCCUAAAGCUACCAUAAGCGCACUGAAGAAAUUUCCUCAACCAAUUAGAGUCCUGAAUCGACUAAACAUUACAACAUACUCCAUAAAUGACGUUAAUCUCCCAUCGCUGGUCACCAAAGACAAGCAACAAGCUUUAAAGAUGAAUCGCUUAAACGGUGAAGUCACCAUUCGCAAUCUGCAUCUAUUAGGUGAUUACAAUGGGAUAAAUGUCACCAAGUUGGAAAAGGAGUUAGUUAUGCUGACUGGAGACCAAUACGUAGGAUCUACAUUAAUCUUCAUGGAUGAGCUAGAGGUGAAUGACUUUAAGAUAGAAAAGCUGAAUGACGUCUUACCAGAAGAGUAUUUUUAUACCACCGAUAAUAAUACUAUACAUGCGAAUAUGGAGUUCGAUGAUGUGCUGGUCAAAAACCUAGUAGUAAACAAGAACGUGGAAGGGAUUUCUUCUAGUGAUGGUCUGUUUGAUGGUUUGGAUGGCAAAUAUCUAAGCAUCACCAAGAAUCAAAGCAUAGACAGUAACUAUUUCAUAGGGCUUUCAAACGUAGAAGACAUGGUUGUGGAUGCAGUAAACGAUAUCAGUAGCAAUUUUUCAUCUCAAAGUAAACUUUUGGAGGUAAUCAAACAGGCGCUCAAUCAAAGCACUUUACGAGUAAAAGAUUUACAUUUCGAAGAAUCGGUGACCGUCAAUAUCGUUAAUAACAGGACUAUAAACAAUUUUACUAAUAACCUAUUACAACUUCUGAAAAAUGAAGCAUCAAACCUGACUGUGGAGGGAAAUGUAUUCUUAGAUGAUAUAGAUAUUGAUAGAUUUGGCAAUACAAAUUGGAGUUCGCUUGUUGCGAACCUCAUCUUCAAAAACAACACCAACUUUAGUGUUAAAGAUACGAAGACUUUCACCAAAGAAUUAUCUAUAGAAAAGCUGAUUCAGACAGAAAAGCUGAACAACGUUUUCUUAGACAAUAUACUGACUAAACAAGGCGAACAGGUAUUGAAAGGAGAUAUACUCAUGAAAGGGAAUGUGUCAUUUAUGGAUCUGGAGCUUCAAGAUGAUCAGGGUGUAUUCAGUAAACUAUUAGUAGAAAAUGGAACUUUCGUUAUCACUGGUGACAUGGUAUUUUCACGAAUGCCGCAUAUAAAGAAUUUAACCUUUGAUGGGAGCAUCAAUGGCAAGGAUCUGGAGAAAGAAAUUCGUAACAUGUAUUCUAUAGAUAACGCAACAGACAUUAAUCUGAUGGUAAUAUUUGAGAGGCCGGUGAAUAUUUCAGGAAAUGUACACGUGACAAAUUCUCUGAAUAACAUCUCACUGUCGGAUGCAUUAUCGAAAAUUGUUAUAAUUGGAGAAGACACCAGUAUUUCUGGCGUUGCUGUAUUUACUCAUCCAGUACUAAUCAAUGAAAGUCUCAUAAUAGAACGCAACUUAAUCACCCAUCAGUUGUCUGGAUUUAUUUUGGAUGACUGGAGGGAUAGAGCUAUUCUGUUGAACAGAGGAUAUUUGCCAGGAAAUUAUGUUUUUGAAGAAGUCAUUGUAAAGGAUAACCUUAUUACUAAGAAGGUAAACAACAUGAGUAUGGAGAAGAUCAUACCUUUGGUAUCCAACCAAAGUAUUGCCGAGUUGCAUUUCGAAAACGUACUUCUAAUCAAUGAUAUAACUGCUGUGAAUACUGUUAACGGUCGUAACUUAUCCGAAGAAUUUGCGAAUAGCUUCAUGUUAGAUGGAGAUCAAUAUGUACCAUCGAUGAUAUUCGCGAACAACGUGCUAAUUCGCAAAAACCUGAAUACAUCUUUACUAAACAACAAACCAGCCAAAAAAGUUGUCACUAUAAAUACCGAUCAAGAACUGACAGCUAACUACGACUUCAAAGCCAAAAUUACCAUUCAAGGCGACCUCAACGUGCACGGUCUCCUCAACGGAAUCGAUACCAAAAAGUGGAGAGACAAUCUGCUGAAAGUGUCUGGAGUAACGAAGCAGAAAAUUAACAGGUCGUUAGAUGUUACUGAGAACGUUACUUUCGAGGAAAAUGUUGACGGUGAUGGAUUGAUCGCAGGCUUGGACUUGGUAGAAUUAGUUGAAAAGGUUGAUGAGAUCAAACUGAAGAAAUUAGAAGUUGAUCGUGGUGUGAUCGAUGAUUACAACAAUAUCUGCACGGACAUCAAAUACCUGAGUGGAAUGACAGCUAGCCAAAUCUAUAAAUUCAAAUAUUUUGAAAUGUGGGAAGAAAUGGUUUUCGGCUAUUUCAUCCGUCAUACCUUCUACUUUGAAUUCAACAACAGCAGAUACCUGCUAGUAAAUGAAGACAACUGCAAAUCACACAUAUUCGUUUUCGGAAACGAUGUAUUCGUACCAGUCACAACUACUGAGACUGGUGAUAUAUCACAAACUAUAGCUGUUCGAGAUGGUGAUAAGGCGUUAUAUCUUAUUACAAACAACCAGAAGCCAAACAAACCUGGAAAAUGCUCUAAUAGUGGCACGAAUGCUUGGGUGUUUGAAGACAGAAAGCUAGAGUUAAUGUUCAAAAUGGAAGACAUGCUACUUCUGCAAGACUCUCUGAUACCGAACACAUUUUAUGGAUUGGAUCAAAAUGGAGUAUCAGAGCUCGUCAUUCGUCCAUCUUUGAGAAGUUAUCUUCCAGUUCGGAAAUGGAUCUUCUCAAGCGAAAAUGCCAAGUUUCUGCCUAGAGGGAUGCAGACGGGUUUGACACUGUACAAUGAAAAGAAAUUAAUCCAAUUGAACAGAAUAAACACCCCACAGGAAAUGAGUGAUGAUAAUGAUCUGCAGACAGUACUGCGAGGUACUCUCCAUGAAAUUCCGAACAAGCUUACGACCAAACAAAUGAAUGGCACCGUGAUUGUUACUACAGUAGGUACCAGGGCCUCCAAAGAGACCUUAUUGGUAACAACAGAAAAGGAUGACAGAGGAACAGAUUUCAUAAAUGUAUUCUCCAAUCCCAUCGAAGGAGAUCUCUUCCAAAGAAUACCAGUUAAUAAGCCUUCAUCGAUAUUGUCUUUAGAUUUUGGACAAGGGCAGACCUUAUUGGUAGUUUUGGAAGAUGAAGGAGUUUUGAAAGUUUACGAAUACAAAGGUAUCGAAGGCUUCAAGUUGAGUAACUCGGCAGAAGUAUCAGGUUCUCAGCUAUUUUCGAUGUCAUUGCCUUUAUCACCACAGAGAAAAACUACGAAAGUUAUUGGCGUGGUUGAUGGGAAUAAAAUAAAAAUUAUUCGAUCUGUGAUGGUCGGCGCCCGAUAUAUCGAUGAGGAGAAAUGCCACUUGAAUUUGUGAUUGUCCUUUGUGUACUUUUGUCUGAUUACAUACGUGUUAAUAAACAUAUAUGUAUAUUCAUUGAGUACUUAUUGAAACUAUUUAUUAUAUAUUAAAAUGUAUCAUUAAAGGAAAUUGUGAAACUAG